UCUGUACACGUAGAUCUACAUGAUGGUACACAAGAAGACACGUGGUUACAAUUAUUAUCAAUCAUUGUAUCAAGAAGUUUACAGAAGGGCUAUGAGGGCAAGAAUGGCGGCUGAGAGGCGAUUGAAACAACUGGGAAGACUCCUCAGUCCACCACCACGUCAAGCAAAGCAGCUACUACACACUGGGACCCACAAACUGUCUGGCUCAUCAGUCGAGAUUGAUGGCAUCAGAUUAACUGUAGAUGUACCUUCUAAUCCUGAAAUGGUCCCUAAGCUAUAUUUAAACAAGUCUCCAUCACAGAGUGUAUUGCAUCACCUCAAGUGGAUGAUUUCGAAAGAUCUGAUUGGUCAAGAUAUGUACUUGUUGAGUCCUCCAGGGCCUUACCCUCGUCAUCUCGCCCUCUCUUUUGGUGAGCUGGUCUCACGAGAGGUAGAGUUUGUGAGUUUGUCUCGAGACAGCACUGAAGUUGAUAUGAAGCAAAGAAAAGAGAUUAUUAAUGGCAGUGUCACUUACGAAGAUCAGGCAGUUGUUCGUGCAGCCAUUAAUGGUCGGCUCCUGAUCCUGGAAGGCAUUGAGAAAGCUGAGCGUAAUGUCUUACCUGUUUUGAACAAUCUCUUGGAAAAUAGAGAGGCACAGCUUGAUGAUGGGAGGUUCAUUGUGUCUCACGAAAGAUACGAUCAACUUGCUGCAGAUCAUUCAGUUGAUGAUUUGAAUUCAUGGAAGUUGCUUAGAGCCAGCGAAAAGUUUAGAGUAAUAGCAAUAGGUCUACCUGUACCGCCUUACCACGGGAACACUUUGGAUCCACCUCUUAGAUCAAGAUUCCAAGCAAGGCAUAUUCUCCCUGUUCCAUUCCCUGAAGCUUUAGAAGAAUGCAAACAAGCUUAUCCUAGCAUCUCAGAACAAAACCUCUCCAUUGUCCUCUCUAUUGUAUAUACAAUACUAUCUAUGACCCAAUCUCAUUCUGGCGGUCCUAUUAAUCUUACUGGACAGUUAGACAGACUGCUAACUAUAUUGUCCAAUGAUCCAUCAAUUGGUCUCACUCGGUUAAUCGAGUCUAUCUAUCCAUCAAGACUAUUAUCAAGUGGACAACUUUUGGAGGGAAUAUUGGAAAAAUUUGGACCCUCUUUUAUUACCUCGUCAGCAGUCACAGUAUCUAGUGAGCGAGCUCCUCUUGUUGAAGGAGGUGGUUUUGUCCCUCUUCCUUCUCACAGCUCUUGUCUUAAUUUUAUGAUGCAGUGUCAGUCGGUUGGUGACUUGUGUAUAGUAGGAGAGAAGGGCAGCGGUAAAACAAUGUUGAUAAGCCAGUUAGCAAAGACACUGGGUUAUUCCAUAGAGCCAAUAGUGUUAUAUCAAGACAUGAGCUCAAGGGACCUGCUACAGCAGAGAAUAACUACCAGCAAUGGUGACACUGGGUGGAGGAUGAGCCCAUUAAUCACAGCUGCUGUUAAUGGAUCCAUGGCUGUACUGGAUGGGCUACAUAGGCUUGAUAGUAGCACUGCAUCAACUCUUAAGAGGCUGGUACAAGAUCGUGAAGUUGAUUUGACUGACGGUACAAGGUUGUUGAGACAUGAUAGGUUUAUUGAGGCGAUAAAUGUAUCUGGACUUACAGAACAAGAAAUGAGAGAAAGAAAAAUAUUUCCUAUUCAUCCUAAAUUUUUUAUUGUUGCUGUUGGUGAGGCGACUCCCACUCAACCCAACGAUUGGUUGACCCCAGAACUGUUGUCAAUGUUUCAAUUUGUGAAUGUCUUGCAAUUACCAAAAGAGGAAGAGAAAAGGCUCAUACAAAUAAAAGUCCCCAGUUUAUCUUCUAAUGUCAUUGAUAAAUUAUUGAACUUUACUCAUUUCCUAAGGCAUUCUGAUGAUCCUACAUUAGUUGCACUUUCUUCUUCGCUAUCAACAAGACAGCUGCUACGCAUUGCUCAUCACUUGGCUCAUUAUAGCGAUGGAAAAGAAGGGGAUCUUUUUGGAUUAAUACUAAAAGCAUCUUUAUCAAGGUUCUUGCCUCCAGUUGCUAAAUCUGCUCUCUUUCGAGCUUUGACUUCUAAUAAUAUUCAUCCCUCACCUUCUCCUGUUUCAGAUAAUGAUAUGCAAUAUUCAAGGGCUAAUGGGUUACUAAGAAUCGGUAGCACCAAAGUACCUAUCCAUGCUCCUACUAGUGACAUAGCCAUGGUACCCGAUGUCACUUUUUACGAUAACCCACUGCAUGUACGCAUAAUGGAGGACAUGUUAAAGGAUUACAGUUUGGGUGAGCAUCUCUUACUGAUUGGUAAUCAAGGAGUUGGUAAGAAUAAGCUAACUGAUAGGUUCCUUCACCUUAUGAACUCCCCAAGAGAAUAUCUUCAAUUACACAGAGAUUCUACAGUUCAAACACUAACAACUCAGCCAUCAGUUAUUGAUGGAAGAAUAACAUAUCAAGACUCUCCUUUGGUUCGUGCAGUGCAGUAUGGUAGAGUAUUAGUAGUUGAUGAAGCAGAUAAAGCUCCCACUCACGUCACUGCUAUAUUGAGAAACAUCGUCAAUGGAGAAUCAAUAACUCUAUCAGAUGGAAGAAAGAUUAUGCCAAAAGGGUCUCCUUUACAAGUAUGUGAUGAUACUAUUCCAAUUCAUUCUGACUUCAGGAUGAUAGUCUUGGCCAACAGACCAGGCUUCCCUUUUCUAGGCAAUGACUUUUAUGCAGCAGUAGGUGAUUGUUUUAGUUGCCAUGCUGUUGAUAAUCCUGACUUUGAGUCUGAAAUGUCAAUGGUGUCGCAAUAUGGUCCUGAUGUACCGCAAAAGAUCCUGCAAAAGCUAGUCUCUGCAUUUUCCGAUUUAAGAGAAAUGGCGGACGAGGGAAGAAUAUCCUAUCCUUACUCCACCAGAGAAGUUGUUAAUAUCGUCAAGCAUAUGCAGAUGUUUCCAAAUGAAGGAGUAUCCACUAUUGUCCGCAACGUGUUUGAUUUUGACAGUUAUUCCUCACAUUUAUUGGACACUGUCAUAUCAACGCUUCAUAAACACGGGAUACCACUUGGAGCUAACAGAAAGAAUGUUAGACUAGCUACAAAGGAUCCUUUACCAGCCUUGGCUCUUGCUAAUACAUUCAAUAUUGAUACUUCAAAUUAUCAGAAAUUAAAGUAUGAGCAAACAAAAAUCAAAUUGACCGAUGGUCAGAAGUUGCCUGUGCAGUCAAUACCGUGUGAGAGAGAUGUUAUUCGGAGUAGAUUGUUCUCAGAAAUAAAAUCUCAGUGGGUCAUCCCUCUUCAUGAAUCAGAUGACAUAUCAUCAAUAUGUACAUCAACUGAUAAUAAGUCUGGUGGUAAUCUCCUACACGUGAUAACACAUGUCUUGCCGUCCAUUUAUACACUCAAUAUUAAUAAUGACACACUCUCCUAUAUUGAUCUGUUUAAUUACCUACCAUCAGGCAGGGGUCCCGGGCACCCUCUAAUAUCACUGACUGCUCUGGACCCUGUGGAUAACGGACCACACGGAGGGAAAAUAUUGAUACACGAAGGCUUUACUGGUAUCUUGUAUUUAUUGGAUUCAAGUAAUGCUAAUCUUUCUAAAGUUCUCCUUCCGACUUCUAAUGUUUCUGGAAGAUUCCUUGGGUCUUGGAGAGGAAAGAAGAAAGAUGAUAUAUCUCUCUUGUCAAAGUGUCCUAAUGGUAAUUCUGUCAUCAUUUAUCAAAGAGGAAGUAAUGUUGUGAGUCAUUUGGAUUUCAGCUCUACGUCUCCAUUGUGCUCCAGUCUUAGUCUCCCUGUCUCUAUUCACUCACUGCUACCCAUAUCAACUAAUACUGGGAACAAGUGGCUCUUAAUUGAUACUAAUAAAAGAAUUCACUUUCUCUAUAAUUCCUCACCACAAGUGACAUUGCCUGAUUCUAUUUCACCGCUAAUUAAUGGGCCAACUAAUGAAGAUCAAUUAUUAUCAUUAUCAUCAAUCCCACUGCCUCAGCUUAUGUCUUCUUCCAUUUCACAUAAUGAAUCGGUGUACUUGGCAUCAACAGAGUCAUCUCCUCUCUCUUGUUUAACAACAAAUCCUCAAGAUUCAACUAUGAAGCUAUUCCAAGUGACUCAGUUUGGUCCUUCAUCUCAAUAUGAUGAUAUCACUCAUCUCCCUAAAGAUGGCUCCAUUGUUACAGCAACCACGACUAAGUCGGGCGGCAACAGCAAGAAUGUGACACAAUAUUUGUCAGUUUUUGACAUCCCCAACUCAACCCACUGGAAAAUAGAACUGCCCGAAUGGAGUAAUAGUUCUUUAUAUUCGUUGCCAAGGAGUGUGUCUAAUGUCUUCACAGCAUCAGUGCCUAAUGAUAGUGCAGUACUAGCAGUUAAUGAGAGAGGGACUGUCUCACUUAUUGAGACAAACCACUUCUCGCUACAAAGGUCAUUGGAUGAAUGGUAUUCCAUGGUUGGCAAUAGUACUGAUGAUAGACAACUAUUCAUAUCUAGAGACAGUGGCCUUGGUGUGUCCUUACCAAAACAUGGAAAAGUUGAUCCAAAUAAUGCCCCUCAUGUGGGCGGUAAUACAUGGGCAGGAGGUACAGGAGGGAGGGAUACAGCUGGUUUGGGUGGUAAAGGUGGACCCUAUCGACUGGACGCUGGACACAAUGUCUACCAGUUGUCAGAUGAAGAGAAAAUGGCCGUCCCUGAGGAAGUCAGACAGGCAGCUAGGGAAUUGGGACAAAAAGCUUUGAGGGAAAGAUUACAAGAGAUAGCAAUGAGUGAACAUGACCAUAAUGCAUUCACACAGUUGAGGGCUCGGAUACACAAACAAGUCGAAAUGUUAAAGGCUAUACUGGAAAGCACUCAAUCAAAGAGUAAUGAGAGACAAUGGCUGAGACACCAGACAGACGGAGACCUUGAUGAUAGAAAACUAGUAGACGGUCUGACUGGUGAGAAAGCAGUCUAUAGAAAAAGGGGAGAGAAAGAACCUGAGUUUGGCCAUUCGUCCAAUGUCCGUAAGUCCAUUCGACUGGUAGUUGAUGUUAGUGGGAGCAUGUAUCGAUUUAAUGGGUAUGACGGCCGACUGGAUAGGACACUGGAGGCUGUUCUGAUGGUCAUUGAAGCAUUUGAGUCGUACAGCAUGAAGUUCAAGUUGGAUAUUGUUGGUCAUUCUGGAGAUUCUGCUGAGAUACCUUUCCUUUCCUCUGAGAGUCCACCUGUGAAUGAAAAAGAAAAAAUGGACAUCUUGAAGUCAAUGCAUGCUCAUUCUCAGUUCUGUUGGUCUGGUGACAAUACUCUAAAGGCUACAGCAACUGCCAUAUCCACCAUCAGAUCAGACUCUGUACCUUCUCAAGAGUCCUACGUCAUUAUUUUAAGUGAUGCUAACUUUUCUCGCUAUCGUAUAAGUCCAGUUGAGUAUGGGAGGUUGAUCCUCUCUGAUCCUCAUGUGAAUGUUUUUGCUGUUUUUAUUGGAUCCCUUGACGACGAGGCUACAAGGUUACAGGAUUCCCUACCUGCUGGACGAUCAUUUGUUUGUAUGAACAAUUCUGAUCUACCUAUCAUAAUAAGACAAGUCUUAUCAUCAUCCGUCAUUUAGUCUCCAGCUUUUAGUUAUUAUAUUAUUAGAGAUCAUUCAUAGCGAACUAGAA
This is a messenger RNA of Amphimedon queenslandica, 5567 nucleotides long. Its product is annotated as von Willebrand factor A domain-containing protein 8-like. NCBI's taxonomy places the organism in Eukaryota, Metazoa, Porifera, Demospongiae, Haplosclerida, Niphatidae. The transcript is spliced from 43 exons. Gene Ontology annotation, cellular component: cytoplasm. The coding region runs from base 20 to 5515 and encodes 1831 amino acids. Gene Ontology annotation, molecular function: ATP binding; ATP hydrolysis activity. The record is from RefSeq and is a predicted model, not a curated record.